Molecule: messenger RNA, 1121 nt
Organism: Ooceraea biroi (clonal raider ant)
Lineage: Eukaryota; Metazoa; Arthropoda; Insecta; Hymenoptera; Formicidae
Gene: mRpL28
Product: mitochondrial ribosomal protein L28
Cellular component (GO): mitochondrial large ribosomal subunit
Molecular function (GO): structural constituent of ribosome
Source: RefSeq, a predicted model, not a curated record
UUGCAUGAUAUCCGAGUCCUCACUUAUUGACUAGGAAUUAAAUGUAAGGCAUGCAGAUGUGCACUAAUGCAAGUGCGGUGUUCCAUCAAUUUUUCCCGAAAUUAUUUAUAAUUCUGACUUAACUGAGCAAAAUCAGAUAACGAUAUGUCUAAGGCUAAGGGAGUUGCGCAGCGAUUGUAUUACGCAAAAAAGCCAUCUCGAUGGAGCAAGGGAAUUGGCGCUGUGUUGCCGCAAGAGUACAAAAAGUUUUGGGCAGAAUGGCAUUGGCAGAAGCCAGCUCCGGUUCAUUAUAUCGAGAAAAAAGGCACCUACGAGUGGCAUAAGAAAGCCAGAGAAGUACGUCCAGUGCAGAACGUACCGUUGCCUUUGAUCUAUCCCAAGGAGAUGCACGAGGGCAUAUGGGGCGGAGAGGCGGUUGUACAGGGCUUCAUAAAAAAGGGCGUAUUCAAAAGAAGAUCUCCGCGUUUUUGGAUGCCCACCUUGAAGAAGGAUAUUCUCUACAGCGAGGUUCUUGAUACGUACAUGAGAACCGUAGUUACACGGAGAACGAUGGAUUUAAUCCACGAGAGUUAUGGAUUCGAUCAUUAUCUGUUGAAGACUCCAGCCUGCGAUUUGAAAUCUCUACUUGCACUGAAACUGAAACGUCAGAUAUUGAUUGCACUAGCGGACAAAACUUUGUAUCCUGACGAUUCGCAGAAGCGUGCGGAGGUGUACGCCAAAUAUGAGCAAUACCUAUCGGCUUACACGAGAGAGGAAAUUGAAUGGUACGGUUUGUCGUAUGAGGAAGCCUGUAAGAAAUAUAAAAGACUGGAUGAAGCUAAAAACAUACCGAAACCCUUAAAAAUUAAAUUCAGAUCGAAUUUACUAGCCGCAAUGAAAGAGGCGAAAAUCAAAGAAGCUGAAAACGUGGAGGUCGUAACACCAGAAGAGAGUUCUAGUUGGUUAAGCAAAUUAAAUCCUUUCUCCAAAGAAAAAACUCCAAAGGACAAAUAGGUAAAUUUUUCAUGUAAAAAAUUUAGCUGUUGAACUUUAAUUUCUUGAAUACUGCAAACUUUUUUGGCGGCAAUGUUUUCUGACAAAUACACCAAUAUAACAAGAAAAAUAAAGUUAUUUUAUUGAAA